UCGGAUUAUAAAUAUUCAUCAUUAACGGCGCCAAUGCAAGACGUUGUUCAAUCUCAUUGGCUGUGUGCGGACUUGGAAGGCGCGUCUUUACUGAAUGCUGUCAGUGGGCGUGAGAUUGCCAUUCGACGGGUUUGUGAGGGAUUGGGAUCUCCAUAGUUAGAUUACGCUAGGGAAGCGGGCGAUUAAGCGCACACAGCCGGCCUGCCAUGACACAAAGCUCCGCUAAAAAGAUUCUGAAUGGAGAGACCUGCCACCGGACGAGCCAAGCGAAGAAAGCGGCUAGCAACGGGUUCGUGAAGAACCACUGCUUUUUCCAGCAGCCGCUGAAGAGAUUCCGCCGCCUGGCGGAGAAGCAGAACCAUCAUGUUUCAUGCACUUCAGUGCUUUACAACAAACCAUUAGUGGAGUCAUUUGAGGAGACGCCAUUGCUUGUGGCCGUCUUCACCUACAUGGGCUAUGGCAUCCUCACCAUUUUUGGAUAUCUGCGAGACUUCCUAAGGGAAUGGAAGUUUGAGAAGUGUCACCUGGCCAGAGAGAGAGAAGAACAGAAGGAUUUUGUUCCACUGUACCAGGACUUUGAGAACUUCUACACCAGGAAUUUGUACAUGCGGAUCAGAGAUAACUGGAACAGGCCCAUAUGCAGUGUCCCAGGAGCCAAGAUGGACCUGGUGGAGCGGGUCACAAAUGACUACAACUGGACCUUUGAACACACAGGGAAGGUUCUGAAGGGUGUCAUUAAUAUGGGCUCAUACAACUACCUCGGCUUUGCAGAGAAUUCCGGCACAUGUGCUGAUGCUGCUUCUGAGUGCACUCUGAUGUAUGGUGUGGGGGUGAGCAGCACUAGGCAUGAAAUUGGUAAUCUUGACAAGCAUGAGAAGCUGGAGAAGCUGGUGGCCAGGUUUUUAGGGGUGGAAUCAUCCAUGGUGUUUGGAAUGGGCUUUGCUACAAACUCCAUGAAUAUUCCUGCACUCACAGGCAAGGGCUGUCUGAUCUUAAGUGAUGAGCUCAAUCAUGCCUCUCUUGUUCUGGGAGCUCGUCUUUCUGGCUCCACCAUCCGUGUAUUCAAACACAACAAUAUGCAGAGUCUGGAGAAGCUGCUUUGGGAUGCUAUCGUGCACGGUCAGCCCAGAACUCACCGGCCCUGGAAGAAGAUCCUCAUCCUCGUGGAGGGAAUUUACAGUAUGGAGGGCUCAAUAGUGCGACUUCCUGAGGUUAUUGCCCUGAAGAAGAAAUACAAAGCCUACCUUUAUCUAGAUGAGGCACAUAGUAUCGGGGCACUAGGAGCGAGAGGCAGAGGUGUGGUGGACUAUUUUGGUCUGGAUCCAGCUGAUGUUGACAUCAUGAUGGGCACAUUUACCAAGAGCUUCGGUGCUGCUGGAGGAUACAUUGGAGGAAAGAAGGAGCUGAUAGAUUACCUGCGCUCACACUCUCACAGUGGAGUUUACGCUACCUCAAUGUCCCCGCCCGUCACUCAGCAGAUUACCACUUCUAUGAAGUGCAUUAUGGGAAAGGAUGGCACAACGUUAGGUCAGGAAAGACUUCGUCAGUUGUCAGAAAACACAACCUACUUUCGCAGGAGACUCCACGAGAUGGGCUUUAUCAUCUAUGGGAACAAUGACUCCCCUGUUGUACCCUUGAUGCUUUACAUGCCAGCUAAAAUCGGAGCGUUCGGGCGGGAGAUGUUGAAAAGGAACAUUGGUACAGUGGUAGUUGGGUUUCCCGCCACACCCAUCAUUGAGUCGCGAGCACGUUUCUGUGUCUCUGCCGCCCACACCAGAGAGAUGCUCGACACUGCUUUAAACGCCAUCAGUGAAGUGGGGGAUCUACUCCAGCUGAAAUACUCACGAAACAACCAGCCAGGGGACGAAGAAACAGACUAUUUUUAAUACCUGGAGAGCCACCAGGACUAGUACUUUCCCAGCCCUGACGAACUGACUUCAUCUAACCUCCACCGAUGCUUUCCACCCUUAGAGCGACAUGUUCUUUCUGUUUGUCUGUUUUGUUUGUAUAACUUAUUUUUCAUUUUUAUAGUGUUCAUUUCUGUGGGCUUACACUGAUUGAAGCCCACCGAUUGACCAUAUUUCAAGUCUUCCCUCUAUGGUCAGAAGUCAAUAUUCAUUUCAUUGUGCAAUAUCAACAGUACGUGAGACUUCAUAUCACUGUGUUUUUAUCCCAGUAUGACACAAAAUAGAAGUUAAAGAAUAGUUCUGACAAAAAUGUAAAUUGUCAUCAUUUAUUCACCCUCAUGUCGUUCCAAACCCUUAUUUGGAAAAUGAAAGGAAAUGUACUGAAAAAUCUUCACACUGCUCUUUUUCAUAUAGCAAAAGAGGGCUGAUUUUUACAGUCAAAAUCCAAAAAUGACAGGAAAGCACCAAAAAAGUAGUCCAUAUGUGCUAUAUUCCAAUUCAUCAGAAGCCAAUACGGUAGCUUAGUGUGAGGAACAGACCUAAAUUCUUCACAACAUAGCUCUCAAAUCUUAUUUUUUAACUGCUCUUGCAUUCCUUGUACAAACUGGCACUACACAUCAGAAGGCAUUGUUUUUUAAUUGAACAUUAGCGCAAAUUAGUUUUGACUAAUGUCGCAAAGGGGGGUUAUUUGUGAAAAUCUUAAAUUAAAUAUCAUAUGGCUUCACAAAGCUUAGAAUAUAGUGCACACAUCCUAUUGCCCACACAUUACUAUGAACUGUAAUUAAAUGGAAAAGAGCUGCAUGAACUUUCAUCAAAAUAUAUUUUUAUUCCAAAGGAAGAUUUGAAAUGACAGGAGAGUGAGUAAAUAACAAUUUUAAUUUGAGAGAACUUAUACUAUCCUUAUACUAGUUUGAGUUCAAUCAAUACAUUAGUAUUUUGUUUCAGGAAGUUCAACUCUUUCCACAGUUCGAGACACAAAGUUCUGUCUGUUUAGAAUGAGCUUUUGAGAAAUAUACUAAUCUAUUAUUGUUGAACAGUAAAUAAGAGGGUUACUAUUCAUAUAAAUGUGUAUUUAUAUAAAAAAAGUAACCGAUAUUUAUUAAUACCCAUUUCAGUAAAUCUGCUUUUCCAUUGUUACAUACUGUACUAUCAUUCUGUAGCUCCACAAAUCUUCAUAUCAAUCUUUAUUCUUUUUCAAGACCUUUUUUUUUAGCUUUCUGUAAUGGGAAAUUAUUUACCAUUACCAAUGUUGAAUAUAUUUUCUGUAUCUUAAUUUGAUUGAUGUCUUACUUGAAUGUUUUUUUACUCACUGAUGAUUCACAUAUCUAAAAUUGAGUUUUUUUCUAUAAUGUCUAAACCAAGGCAUCACACAGAGCCAGAACUCUUUCAUGCCUUUGCAUAAUUUUAAACAAAAAAUAGCCUGACAUGGCUCAUAUUUCAAUCUGUUCUGUCUGUUGCCUACAAACAGCAGUGGAGAGAAAUUCAUGUUGCCUUUUUAUUGUUAUAUAGCUGCUUUUGAGUUCCCGCUUUAAUGUUGAGAUUUAAAUUAAUGUUAUCUAUUUUUAAGAAUGCUUGUCUUGUGUUCCUCACAACUCUGACGGGAAUGCAAAAUACAGGUCACUGAUAGGAAAUUAAGUGCUCUUUUAAGUCUGUAUGCAUGACGAUGUGGCUUACGAAUUCCACAUCGGAAGUACAUUUAUUUAAUUUUUUGCCCUGUUCUUUUAUUUUCUAUGUUUUCUGAAGUCUUGUUCUUAACCGAACAGGCAGCUCUAUAUGUCUCUGGAUGCCCACAUUGUAUGUGAGUGGGACUAUAUGACCUCAGAGUUACUUUUGACUGGUAAGAGAUGCAGAUAUGACGUUGACACAGGCUAUCUUUAUAGACUCAAGGAAAUCAACUGAGCUGCAUUCAACUGUAAGGGCAUUCUGCACUGUUUGUCUCUUUCUCAUUUGUAGUUGCUACUUUCAGCAAAUAUUCAUGCAAUCACAAUCGUCACGUGUCCUUUAAUAAGAAACGGUGGCAUUCACUGAAUGUGGCUGAUUAAUCAUUUGUUUUAACUAAUAAUUGAAUAAUAAAAGAACUGGAAAAG
Xyrauchen texanus (razorback sucker) is the source of this 3994-nucleotide messenger RNA. RefSeq names its product serine palmitoyltransferase 2-like. The coding region runs from base 207 to 1886 and encodes 559 amino acids. Gene Ontology annotation, molecular function: pyridoxal phosphate binding; serine C-palmitoyltransferase activity. Gene Ontology annotation, cellular component: serine palmitoyltransferase complex. The record is from RefSeq and is a predicted model, not a curated record. Gene Ontology annotation, biological process: sphingosine biosynthetic process; ceramide biosynthetic process. Lineage: Eukaryota; Metazoa; Chordata; Actinopteri; Cypriniformes; Catostomidae. The transcript has 12 exons.